CGCUCGCAGCACUAUCAGCUGGUGGACUUUUUGCCGUCGUGAGCAAAACUUUAAAAUUAUUUUAAAUAAUAAUAAAGGCAGUAAGCUUUCAAAAUGGUUUUAACUAGCGAACAGGUGCCACAGACUGACGCCCAAAUCUUGAAGACCAAACACAAGAAGCAAAGGCAACGCAAUAGACCGCGCAACAAACGAAAUCGUCUGGAAGAUAGUAAUCUAACGACCCCAGAGUCCUCAACCACCGAUUCUGCCAGUGCAAUGCCCGGAAAUCAGGAUGGAGGGUCCACGGAGAAGACACGAGACCAAAUUAUUGCCGAGAGGGAGGCGAAAAAGCUGGCCAAGCAGGCUAAGAAACAGAAUAAGCCAUCGACUUCAGCCCCUCCGGCCACCAAAAUCAUCACCGAAGUGGAGCAGACGACCAUAACCACCAAGCUGACAACCACGACCACAACCAAGGCCCAGGAGAAAGUAAAUUCACUGGCUCCAAAAGCCGAUCCAGCCACUGUGGCAAAUGGCAAGGAUGCGGAACCAGGUGAAAAGUCACGGGAGCAGAUCAAGGCUGAACGCGAGGCCAAGAAGGCGGCCAAAAAAGCUGGCAAAGGAGCAGGAGCCAAAGUGGAAGCCACCACACAACAGUUGGCUGAUCUAAAAGUGGCGGAUAAAGCUAAAGUUUCACUUCCAGCCACAGAUCCAGAUCAGGAGAAGAAGAAACCAGUACUCAGCAAGGCAGAGCGACGAGCCGUACAAGAAGCCCAGCGGGCAGCCAAGGCCCAAGGACAGACUAAGAAAUCGCAGCCUGCUGGCAAGACUACUACCACCGCUCCUCCCAAGGAGACGAAGCGGGAGAGUGCCUCUCCCACCAAAGCAGCCACAAGCAGCUCACCUAGCAAAUGUCCAGCGAGCACACCAAACGGAGAAUGCCGAGUGAAGCUCUUCAAUCACCUGGUGUGCGCCAAGGGAGACAGCCAGUUUAUCAACGAUCCGCUGGUGCAUCCGAGCAUAGCUAGUUUGGGUGUACAGUAUGCCAUGCGCACGGUGGUCGGGUCCAAUGCCAGGUGCAUCGCUUUCCUGCACGCGCUGCGCCAGGUGGUCCAAGACUUUGAGACGCCCGCCAAGAAGGAGUUUGGUCGUAGCUUAGACGCUGCUGUGAAGCACCACGUAGACCACCUGCACAAAUGCCGACCGCUCGCUGUGUCCGUGUCCAAUGCAUACAAACAAUUUAAGAACCAACUAACACAACUUCCGGCAGAUGUACCAGAAACGGAACUUAAAGAACUCCUCGGCCACUUCAUUGAUACUUACAUAGAGAAUCAAAUCGGCAAAGCAGCCCAAGCGAUAAGCGGUUUCCUGCAGGAGAAGAUCACCGAUGGCGAUGUGUUGCUGACCUUUGCCUGCUCCUCGCUCAUCCAGUUCAUCUGCGAGGAGGCAAAAAGGCGCCAGGUGGCCUUUAAGGUGAUUGUCGUCGAUUCCGGACCCGGAUGCGAGGGUCAGGAGAUGUUGCGUCGUCUGCACGCUUAUGGAAUCCCAUGCACCUAUGUGCUGAUCAAUGCCGUUGGAUAUGUGAUGGCGGAAGCCACCAAAGUACUGCUCGGAGCACACGCUCUGCUGGCCAACGGCUAUGUAAUGGCGCGGACGGGAACUGCCCAGGUGGCACUGGUGGCCAAUGCCCAUAAUGUGCCCGUGCUUGUCUGCUGCGAGACGCACAAGUUCAGCGAGCGCUUCCAGACGGAUGCAAUCGUCUACAACGAGCUAAGCGAUCCCAACCAGCUGGUGCGCGGAGAUAAAUGCCAGCUAAACAAUUGGUCGGCCAAGGGAAAACUGAUGCCCCUCAACCUCAACUACGACAUUACGCCCCCGGAGCUGGUCAGUGCCGUGGUCACAGAAGUGGCUAUCCUGCCCUGCACCAGUGUUCCGGUCAUUCUGCGCAUCAAGCCCGACAUUGGCUACUAAUCAGACUUCUUCGAUCGCUCAGUGGUAACUCGCAGUUGUUGAAUAAAUAAUUUUUAUUACACUUUGAUCAAAUCGAUAAACAA
Drosophila rhopaloa is the source of this 2030-nucleotide messenger RNA. RefSeq names its product translation initiation factor eIF-2B subunit delta (gene eIF2Bdelta). NCBI's taxonomy places the organism in Eukaryota, Metazoa, Arthropoda, Insecta, Diptera, Drosophilidae. Bases 94 to 1947 code for a protein of 617 amino acids. The transcript is spliced from 5 exons. The record is from RefSeq and is a predicted model, not a curated record.